Molecule: messenger RNA, 426 nt
Organism: Paramecium pentaurelia
Lineage: Eukaryota; Ciliophora; Oligohymenophorea; Peniculida; Parameciidae
Source: the annotation of a GenBank genome assembly
AUGAAAGUGUAAAUUUAAUUACUUUACCAUUUGAUAUUCUCAAGAGGAUUUGUAGCUUAUUUCUAACCAGAAUCAAAUUGUUGGGAUGAUAGUAAUCAACCCAUAAUUAUUUUUUAGAUUUAAAUAAUAAAACCAUUAUAAUUUAUUACUUAUUUUCAAAAUUUCUUGUUAUUGCCUUUGGAUUAAGUAUUCUCUUAAUAACAGUAAAUAAUCUUCUUUAUAAUAAAUCCUUUGCCAAAAUUAUCUAAAAUAUUGAAACCAAAGUAUAUUUUAUAUUAAUUAAAUUAGUUAAAAAACAUACCAUAUUACAUUAUAAAAAUUCUAUGGAAAUUUCUAUUUUAUAUUGUAACAUUUACAUGUGUGAUUAAGUGGAAAAUGAUAAAAUUAUCAGGUUAACAUGUAGUAAUAUAUAAAUCUAUUUUUUGA